Camelina sativa (false flax) is the source of this 3233-nucleotide messenger RNA. Its product is annotated as putative disease resistance protein At1g58400. Gene Ontology annotation, molecular function: ADP binding. Lineage: Eukaryota; Viridiplantae; Streptophyta; Magnoliopsida; Brassicales; Brassicaceae. The record is from RefSeq and is a predicted model, not a curated record.
UUCUUCCUAUAAUUGACCAAAGUUAUAAUGUGCAUAGAUUUUAUUUUACUUUCGUCUUAUUUCAUUUUGUCAAUUUCUUAGUAGUUCGCACGAUCUCAUUUUAUUCAUCUCUAAGUAAUCGCUUAUUCACAGAACAUAACCUGAGAGACUUAAUUACUAAAGAGCAAUCAUCAAUCUUCUUCCUAAAAACCCGACGACGGGAGAGUUCCUUGGCGUCUUCAAGAGGAGUCAUUAUGGCUGGGGAACUUGUAUCAUUCGGAGUACAAAAGCUUUGGGACCUACUGACCCAAGAAUACGAGCAAUUUCAGGGAGCUAAUGAUCAAGUUACUGCACUAAAACGUGAUCUAAAUUUAUUAAGCUGUUUUCUAAAAGAUGCAGAUGAAAAGAAACAUACAAGCGCCGUGGUCAAAAAUUGUGUUGACGAGAUCAAGGAGAUAAUCUAUGAUGCAGAGGAUAUAAUUGAAACCUUUCUUUUAAAUGAAGAACUCGGGAAAACAAGUGGCCUCAGAAAGCGUGUAAGAAAAUUCGCUUUCACCAUAGUGGAUCGUAGGGAACUUGCGUCUAAUGUUGGAGGCAUAAGUAAGAGGAUCACCAAUGUUAUUCGAGAUAUGAAAAGUUUUGGAGUACAACAGAUGAUUGUUGACGGCAGCAGCUAUUCAAAUCCACAACAAGAACGACAAAGGGAGAUGCGACAAGAAUUUGCGAGGGACUAUGAAACCAAUCUUGUGGGGCUGGGAAGAAAGGUUAAGAAAUUGGUUGGAUAUUUUGUCGAGGAAGAUAACAUUCAAGUUGUUUCUAUAACUGGGAUGGGUGGUGUUGGUAAAACCACCCUUGCUAAACUUGUUUUUAACAAUGAGAUGGUUAGGCAAAAGUUUGAUGGACUCGCAUGGGUGUGUGUUUCACAAGAGUUUACCCGGAAGCUUGUGUGGCAAACAAUCUUGCGGGAUCUUAGACCUAAUGAAGAGGAAAAGAAAAUUUUGGAGAUGACAGAAUCAACACUCCAAGACAAACUAUUUCGUUUGCUGGAAACAUCUAAAUCAUUGAUUGUGCUAGAUGACAUAUGGAGAGAAGAAGAUUGGGACCGAAUCAAGCCAAUAUUUCCACCCGAAAAAGGUUGGAAGGUGCUACUUACUUCUCGAAAUAAGAGUGUCGGAGUACGUGGUGAUACAACAUUUAUCAACUUUGAAUCAGAAUGCUUGAGUAUUGAAGAAAGUUGGACACUUCUUCAACUAAUAGCAUUUCCAAAGAGAAAUUCAUCGGGAUUUAUGGUUAAGGAGGAAAUGGAGGAUAUUGGUAAGGAAAUGAUAAAACAUUGUGGGGGAUUGCCUUUGGCUAUCAAAGUGUUAGGAGGUUUUUUAGCUGCGAAAUAUACAAUGCUCGAUUGGAAAAGAGUAUUUGAGGAUAUUGGAUCUCGUAGCAUGGGAAGAGCCAAUUUAAAUGAUGGUAACAACUGUUCGGUUUACCAUGUACUAUGUAUGAGUUUUGCAGAGUUGCCAAGUUAUUUGAAGCAUUGCUUUCUCUACCUGGCCCAUUUUCCAGAAGAUGAUGAAAUAGUUGUGUCUAGUUUGGCUUACUAUUGGGCUGCAGAAGGAAUACUCAAACCUAGGAAUUACGAUGGAGAGACUAUUCGAGAUGUUGGAGACAACUACAUAGACGAAUUGGUUAGGAGGAAUAUGGUUAUUUCCGAAAGAGAUAAAAGGACUUUGAGAUUUGAAACUUGUCGUUUGCAUGACACGAUGAGAGAACUUUGUUUAGUUAAAGCCAAAGAAGAAAACUUCCUACACAUUGCCGGUACUUCGUCUCCGACCAUAGACUCCCAAUCUCCUUGUAGAUCUCGUAGACUUGUCUGCCAGUAUCCUACUAAAUUACAUGUUGAGAGAGAUAUAAGUAGUUUUAAACUUCGAUCUCUCCUUAUUGUCUUGGAUUGUUAUGGAGAAAAUUGGACGCUACAAGGUUCAAGUUUUAAAAGGUUGGAACUUCUGAGGGUCUUGGAUCUCUAUAAAGCCCAGUUUCAAGGAGGGAAGUUACCUGAUGGCAUUGGAAAGCUCAUCCACUUAAAGUUCUUAAGCUUAAAAGAGGCUAAGGUAUCUCAUCUACCUUCUUCUCUAGGAAAUCUAAUGUUGCUUAUUUAUCUAAAUAUCAAUGUAUACAUGGGACAUAUGGAGUCAAUAUAUGUGCCAAAUGUCUUGAUGGGGAUGCAAGAGUUAAGAUAUCUUGCAUUGCCAACUCUUAUGCAUAAGGGCACAAAGUUAGAAUUGAGUAAGCUAGUAAACUUGGAGACCUUGGAAGAAUUUACAACAGAGAACAGCAGCGUACAAGAUCUUCGUAGUAUGGUCAGAUUGAGGACUCUUGUAAUAACUUUAACUAGUGAUAUUACUCUGAAAACUCUAUAUGCGUCAAUAGGUGGGCUGAGACACCUGGAAAAUCUUGAGAUAGAUGAUCACAUGUCUAACAGCAUGGAUGGACUUGUAUUGGAUUUUGUUCAUCUGAAAAAGCUGAGUUUGCGUAUGUAUAUGCCAAGGCUUCCUAGAAAACAACACUUCCCUUCCAACCUUACAACCAUAUCUUUAGACGGUUGUCGUUUGGUGGACGAUCCGAUGCCAAGUCUAGGAAAGCUGCUUCACUUAUAUGAGGUCAAAUUAAUCUAUAAUUCUUAUUGUGGGAAGAGAAUGGUUUGCUUGGGGGGUGGAUUUCCUCGAUUGCACAAGCUCAGAUUAUCUGGAUUAGAUAGAUUGGAAGAUUGGAUAGUAGAAGAAGACUCUAUGUCCUUGAUUCAUACUGUGUCUAUCUGGGGUUGUCAAAUGUUAAAGAAGGUUCCAGCUGAGCUUCUAUUCAUCACUUCCUUAAAUCAUCUAAAUAUGGACAAGAGAUGGGAGGAAAGAUUUUCGGAAGACGGUGAAGAUUACUACAAAGUCUUGCACAUUCCUUUGAUUACAUUCCGAGCGACCUACGACGAAUGAGGCUCCAAGCCUCCAAGCAGUAACACAUUACAUACCUGACGAUUCUCUUCCCCGACGAACUUCUUAUCAAAAUUGGUCAUCGGACUCUCUUACGCGGAAAAAUUGCAUUGACGUCUUGAUAUCUUUUUCUGGAUAGAAUUGUGAUUUAUGUUAAAGUAUCACAAGUACUUUUGGCUUCACAUCAAGAUUGACUUUUAUGUUUAUUGCAUUGACGGGUUAUCAGUCGGUCACACCAGUACUUCUUUUAUUGGAUAAUUUGUUGUAGAAUCAAGG